AUGGUACCGGUUCUGGAAACAGUCACUGGAGGUAGAUUGACAGUCUUUAGAGAAGUUGAAAUGAGACUAACGCUUGGAAACUGCGAAAUAGAAACUAAGGUAUCAGUGGCCAAUAUUGUCGACGAAUCCGUUUUGGGACCAGAUAUCAUAUCCCCCUACGGAUUCGUGGUUCAGCAACCUACAAGGGAACUCAUCGACCCUUUCAAGAAGGCGUGGAUCCAUCUGUCUGAAGAAAAACCAUACCAGGCCACCAGAUUCCUAGAGGAAAAGAAAUUUAUAUUUUUGAAGGACAAAAUCAUUGGUCGAAAGGAUUUACUUCAAUAUUGGAUCAAUACUGGUGAUGGCAAACCCAUACGCCAACCACCGAGACGACUUCCCUCAGCAAAGCAAGACGGAGCUGCCCCCUUUUUCAAAGGCAUAUUGGAGGAGAAAAUAAUCGAGGAAUUAAACAGCUACUGGUCGUCACCUCUCGUGUUGGUGAUUGAGAAAGAUGGAUCGACGAGAUUCUGCGUCGACUACAGGAGGCUUAAUGAUGUCACCAAAGAGGACAGCAAUAUCACCAAUUCAAGGAGAUAUCCUGUUAUGGUCUUCAUUCACGGCGAGUCUUUCGAGUGGAAUUCAGGAAACCCGUACGAUGGAAGUGUCCUCGCUGCAUAUGGCCAGGUCAUUGUUGUCACAAUCAACUUUAGACUAGGAAUAUUGGGUUUCUUGAAAGCAGGGACCGAACUCGAUUCGAAGAGCAACUUUGGCCUCGUCGACCAGAUAGCCGCCCUGCUGUGGGUCAAGGACAAUAUAGAGGCCUUCGGGGGAGACAUCAAUUCUGUCACCUUGUUCGGACAUGGGACUGGCGCGGUCUGUGCCAGCCUUCUCAUGAUCAGCCCCAUGAUUCUGAAGGGAAACGAAAGACUAUUCCACCGAGCGAUCCUGAUGGGCGGAACGGCCCUGUCUGAUUGGGCACUGGCCGGCAAUCCGACAGGAGUAACAUAUCAAGUAUCGAAAGCACUCAACUGUCAAAUACACGACGAUUUUGCGGAGUGUCUGAGAAGGAAGCGCCUCGACGAAAUCAUGGCUGCAAGUGCAAUCACUCCCGAUUACAAGACAAGAUUCGGACCAGUAGUGGACUCUAUAGUGGUGCCCAAUGAGCCGAAGAAAUCCAUGACGCAGUACAAUGAUUUAUUCCGAAGAUUCGAGCUGAUGUACGGCGUGACCGAACAAGAAAGUCUGCACCUCCUCGGGCCAGUGGCCCUCAUCAAAGGAAUGCUGGAGAAGGAGCGAGAUCAAGAGCUCCGUGCUUACUUCCAUUCACGCUGUGAAAUGAGGCCCGGCCUCUGCAUGCAACGCACUCUGGACGAAUACUCUCGAAACGACGCUUUUCCGCAGAACGAUCGCCUUUACGGGGACUACACGGGUUACGAGCCAGACAGAGCAUCGCUGGCUAGAGACAGCCUGCUUGAUAUCUUAUCCGACGCCCGCUCCGUUGCGCCGAUCGUGCAAAUGGCCAGAUAUCACGCCGCACUUAACUUGCAAUCCUACUUUUAUGUGUUCACACACAGGACGAAUUCCAAGGAAUACAUUAGAGACAAGAGCUAUAAUGGAGAAGAGCUGCCGUACGUGUUUGGGGUGCCUCUAGACGGGCCAAAAUUUCACUUCACAGACACGUACAGAGAAGAAGAGCGAAUGUUUUCCGAGAUAGUUAUGAUGUAUUUCUCCAACUUUGCUGAGACAGGCGACAGAUGUUUUAUAGUAUGAAUCCAGCUUAUUGGGCUCAAUAUGACGUGGAAUGGCCAGAGUUUGAUUUGAGGGAGGAAAGAUAUAUCGAACUGAAGAUUCCCCCACAGCCUUCACAGCACUAUCGUAGUUCCAAGAUCAGAUACUGGAAUGACAUAUUUCCGAACCUGACCGAGAAUAUUCCACAAAACUUAUAUCCACAAUCGCAUCCAACCAAAAGGACUCCCUAUAAACCUCCACUGGCAAAUCCUCCACGAAGAACUCCGUCAUUUCCAUCAUUCCUCUACGAUCAUCUGAGUACCCCAAAAAAUAAGUUUGAAAAUUUCGAGAAACCGUUCAAACCGAAAUCGAAAGAAGUUUUUGGUACCAUAGUUAACACAGGGACAAAUCGACCAGACAAUAUUAUGGAAAAUAUUUAUGGUAAAGUCAUAGAAGCACCUGCUGAAGAGGUCAAACAGAGCUCUUCCAUGAACAUAAUAAUUAUCAUAGGAGGGAUAUUUCUUAUGGUGAAUUUGAUUCUUCUCGUGAUUCUCUAUUUCAAAUGUUACAGGAAUAAAAAGAACGGAAGAGAAAAAACCACGACUACGACGGAUGCAAAUGAAGAUGAAAAAAGACCCAAAGAUGAGGAAACUUUCUUGAUGAACGGUUGCAACAUUGUACGAAUGAUGAAUAAAUCUCCCAAAAGUGAAGAUACGUACGAGGCAGUGAGAUCUGGUGCGAUACCAAAACACAAACUGUCGAGGCAAAUGUCUAGUAGUACCAUAGAUGCCCACACGAAAGUGAGAGAGUGGAUUGCACAGGAAAUAAUUCAUAAAUACAGCCCAAGAUUCUUUAGGAGAACUGAACAGAACAGUAGCCCCAGAGAAAAAGUAUCCAUUCCGGAAGAUUUUACGAUUCCAUCAAAAGGAGACAAAGAUUCCACUCUAGGACGAAGCCCAACAAGACCAGUGAGCCCAGUUGAUCAAAAACCUAUCAUCAUGAAGACGUCAACUGUAACAAGACAUAAGGUGAAAGUUCCCAAGGUGUCUGUGGCUGUUGAUGCCACUCCUUCCGGGAGAGGCCCCAGUGUCUUGAUGCAACAACCAAUCGAAUUCACCAAAUCACUAGACUAUCCCAAUAUUAAACCAGAUGGAGUUCCACUACGUAGGUCCUUCACUGUGGAAGAUUUCUCACCUCGAAUUUCUGACAAACACAAAGAUACCAGAAUAAGUUCAAAUAAUAUCCAUUUCAAUCUUGAAGAUCUUCAGCCGACUGUUAUAAAAAUAUCCCACACUCAUUCCAAAUCUGAUCCUGUACAAGAUGUGGACUAUACCGCUAUGAAACGACUCAGAACGUUCGAUCCCAAUCAAAGCGUGAAUGUAACAUGCAAGGAUGAAAAUGACCAACCUAUUCCUUUGACUCCUGAAGAGUCCCUCAAGACAAUCAAGAGAAGAAACUUUCCUAAAGUUCUUCCCGAUCUUCCGAGUCGGCAGGCCACAAUAAACAAGCGACUGUCAAUGCCAAUACAGGGCCUCUACAUGCCUGCAAAUGACUCUUCAUCAGUUUCCCCAACAAACUCGCCUCUAGCACAAAGCCUCAAUAAAUUUCCUCCCGCUCCUCCACCCAGAGCCAGUACUCUGAUCAAGCAGUCUAGUAGUCCUCUACCCGUAUUUAUAUCGGAGCCCGCAUUGGCUGAGGAGCAAGAGGAGGAACCGGAAAUAGUUUGCAACAACCUCUAUGUUGGACCAUUGAUUCCUAGACGUCAACCUGGGAAUAAUAUUCAGGUUUAUGGUAGUUUGGGAAGUGUCAAAAAUGGAAACGGAUCAAAAACCACUAUCAGUUCCAGCACAGAACUGAAGAAUAGUGAUCCUAAACUUUUCACUAAACCUCCGUUGAUGAAAAAACCAUUUGAGGACAGUUCAAUAAAAAUUAUUCCGAAACUACAGCAUAAUAACAACCACAAGAAGGAAAAACCGAAUAGAAUUCCAGAAGAAAAGACUGACAACUUGGAUGCAUCUGUUCAAGAAGUUGAUAAUCAGUGCCAAGUAGGUGUACGACCAUUGAAAAAAUCUCAAAUACCAACCCUAUCGAAGAAUUCGAAUGCCACUUUGAACAAGGAAUCUUCCAGUUCUGAAUCCACUCCUUCUGAAGAGUCCGAUACAGGAACGAUUGUGAAAAAAAUAUGAACUCUUGUGUGGUGGUGUUUGGUUAGAACAGAAACAAGAAUAUUGGUUCGUGUAUCAUCUUCUGUUAUUAAUUCAGUGAUAUUAUUGAGUGUUGAUCUGAAUACAGGAAAAUGGGAGAAUGAAAAAGUUACUUCACACAUUUGACUUAUAGUCCUUUGUUCAAGUUUUCAUAUUUCACUUGUAUCAAAGAUUUGGUGAUACCUCUAUCGGUUUUUCUUUUUAUUUUUAUCGACACCUCUGAUGAAAGCUAGAUGAAACAAACACUAUAUGUAAACGAUGUUACCACCUCGCGUUCUUUUGAUCAUCCUGUAUAUAUUUUCUCAAAUUUCAUGUACUUCUGUGAACUGAUACUGAAUGAAAAAUGUGCACAGAAACAAAUAAGUCAUUAAAGGAUUGGGUAUCGAGUAGAUUUAAAAACUAUCAACAGAGUGAGUCAAUGAAAGUUAAACAAGGGUAAUUCCUCACAGUUGAAAUUCAGCCACCAUAUUUUCAUCCUUGUUACCUCCAUAUCCCCAAUCUAACUUCUGAAUUGUAAAUGGAAUUGGAACCUAUUUACACACGACCAAAUAAACCCAGCUGUUUCAACGAAGCUGACUAGUUUACAUGGUGAGUGACCUUCCAGGUCAGAUUGUGGUAGUGUGGCUCUGCCAAACUUUGAAAACCUGAUUCGUUCCUCAGCGGGACAGGCAUUGAGUAUGUGCUGGGCUCUUUCAUCAUUUUCCAAACAGAGGCGACUCACGUUGUCUUCAGUCCGAGUCUCUGCAUAUGAUGAUUCAGACAACAUUAACCUGUGAGAAGGCCUGUUAGACGACAUCGAGUUUCUACCUACUGUAGCCCAACAGCUUUGAAGGGUGAAUAAACGACUUGGAGGGAGCCAAUCUUAUGAGGUUUCCCCAGAAGUCCAUAAAUCCAUAAGUGUUCAAUGUUUUUUGGCUUAAUCGAAAGCGAUGCCAAUGACAGGUACUGGUUCG
This is a messenger RNA of Leptinotarsa decemlineata (Colorado potato beetle), 4864 nucleotides long. RefSeq lists its product as uncharacterized. The record is from RefSeq and is a predicted model, not a curated record. NCBI's taxonomy places the organism in Eukaryota, Metazoa, Arthropoda, Insecta, Coleoptera, Chrysomelidae.